This is a messenger RNA of Sycon ciliatum, 2831 nucleotides long. Its product is annotated as glycine--tRNA ligase-like. Gene Ontology annotation, biological process: mitochondrial glycyl-tRNA aminoacylation. Gene Ontology annotation, cellular component: mitochondrion; cytoplasm. Gene Ontology annotation, molecular function: glycine-tRNA ligase activity; ATP binding. Lineage: Eukaryota; Metazoa; Porifera; Calcarea; Leucosolenida; Sycettidae. The record is from RefSeq and is a predicted model, not a curated record.
UUGGAUUUUUAAUUUCUUUGUUCUUGUUGAAGCCCAAUACUUGAUGGUUUUGGUGAAUUGUGCAUGAAGCAGCCUCUUGGGUUUUAGUGUUGGAACUCGUAGGCGAGACAGUGGAUUCUAGAGCAAUGGCGUCCGCGUCGGAAGAUCCAGUGGAUGCGCUGCGCGCUGCCGUGAAAGAGCAGGGUGAUCUUGUGCAGUCAUUGAAGAAAAGUGGUGCUCCGAAGGCUGAUGUCACUGCAGCUGUCAAUGAGCUGAAAGUGCGCAAGAGAGCUUUAGAGAAAGAGAUCAGUGUGCUAGAGCCCCAGGUGGAUAUCGACAGGAAGAAGUUUGAUGCGUUCCUCGCGUCGCGUUACGUGUACUGUCCGACUGCCGAGAUUUACAAUGGCAUUGCUGGCCUCUACAACAUGGGCGCUACUGGUGCUCAAAUGGAGGACGAGCUCCUGUCUCUUUGGAAGUCCUACUUUCUGAGGAAGGAGCGUCUGCAGCUUGUACGCUGUCCCGUACUCAACCCAGAUACUGUGCUCAGGGUGUCUGGCCAUGAAGAGCGGUUUAUCGAUGUCAUGGUCAAGGACAUGGAGACUGGAGCAUGUUACCGUGCUGACCAUCUUCUGGCUGCCCACUUGGAGAAGCUCAUUGAGUCGAAGAAAUCAUCCGCUGAGGAGAAGGAGGCUGCGAGAGCACUCAUGCCCAAGGUGGAAGCGCUGAACAAGCAGGAACUGGGUGAGCAGCUGACAAAGUUUGGCGUCAAGGUCGGUGAGAGAAAGGACCAUGCCAUUUCAGAGCCACUCAACUUCAACCUGAUGUUUUCCACCAUGGUGGGACCCGGUGGACAGGAACAGAAAGUGUACCUUCGACCGGAGACGGCGCAGGGCAUUUUCCUGGACUUCAAGCGCCUUUACCAGAACAACAACGAGAGACUUCCGUUUGGCGCCUGCCAGAUUGGCUCGGCGUACCGCAAUGAGAUUUCGCCACGCAAUGGCCUCAUUCGCCAACGGGAGUUCCUGAUGGCUGAACUGGAGUACUUUGUCCUGCCCGACCAGAAGACGCACGCCAACUUUGCGUCGGUGCGCGACCUGGAGGUGUGCUUGCUGUCCGCGGAGCAGCAGAUGACAGGGCAGGCGGCGCGGCGAGUUAAACUCGGUGAAGCUCUGCAGUCCGGUGUAAUUCGCAGUGAGAUCAUGGCCUACUUCAUUGGUAGAAUCGCUCUGUUUCUCAUGGCUGCCGGCAUUCGCAAGGAGAUGCUUCGCUUCCGCCAGCACAUGGACAACGAGAUGGCCCACUACGCGUGCGACUGCUGGGACGGAGAGUGCAGAACAAGCAUUGGCUGGGUAGAGUGUGUUGGAUGUGCCGACCGUUCAGACUUUGAUCUGAAGCUACACUCAGCAGCUUCCAAGACCAGCCUCUGUGCGCAGGUCAGGCUGAAGGAGCCGCAAUCUGUAGAUGUCGUCGAAGUCUGUACCGAUAAGAAGGUCAUGGGCAAAGCAUUCCGUGGAGAUGAAAAGGUUGUUACGCCUUAUCUGCAUGCGCUCCAGGAUCCGGAAGCAGCUCAGCUUGAGGAGUCACUAGCAACCAACGGAUCUGCAGAGGUGACGAUCGAAGGCAAGUCCUUCACCGUCAAGCCAGAGCACAUAAAAUCUGUCAAGCGCUUCAAGAAGGACAUCUAUGAGGAGAAGAUAUUCCCGCACGUCAUUGAGCCGUCGUUUGGCAUCUCGCGUAUCCUGCACGCCAUUCUGGAGCAGAAUUUCCAGGUGCGACCGGAAGACGCACAGAGGACGUGGCUGAGCCUGCCAGCGGCUGUGUGCCCUGUGAAGUGUGCCGUCCUGCCCCUCAGUAACAAGGAGGAGUUCACGCCGUUCCUGCACAAGCUCUCUGAGGAACUCACCGACCUAAACCUGGCUAAUCUCGUGGACGACAGCAGCAGCUCCAUUGGACGGCGGUACGCGCGCAUGGACGAGAUUGGAGUGCCGUUCGACAUGACGGUGGACUUUGCCACUCUGACCGCUGACACGGUCACACUGAGAGAGCGAAACACCACCAAGCAGCUGCGAGUACCGGUCAGCAAAGUAAGCGAGGCCGUCGACUUGUUGUGCCGUGGCAAGGCCAGCUGGGAUGAUAUGGCUAAAGUCUACCCGGAACACACCAGCCAAGAGGAUGAGAAGGCAUCGGCAGCUGCCACCGCCACUGAAUAGCUUCUUCCUCAACUGACGCUGCUCGGCUGAGCGCAGGCCGAAGAGCUAUGCGUUGUCAUGCACUGUGCUGUGACAUGAAGCUAGGCUCGGUGUGGCUAUGGUCCUACGGAAUGUUGUGUCAACACUCAGAUGCAUUGGCUUGACUGCACAUAAUGUGUCCAGUAUCCAGAUGCGUUGUUUUUGGUCGGUGUGUCUGGCCGCUCUGGCGUGCAGGCAGCUCCAAAGUGCUUUGUUCUGCUUGCGUGCCGGGACCAGCUGCAUUGCCCUCUGUGCUGUCCGGCUGCAUGCUUGCCCGUGGUGCAUGCACAUGUUGUGUCUGCGUCCGCGCCGCAGCAGCUACUGCACUCUGUGUGCGUACUGCCCGGGCUUCAGUACGUGGCGAGCGCCGCAUGCAUCGAUAGCAACAGAGUGGCUGCCGCAGGCGCAGAAAUAACACUCGCUCCUUACGUGCGCUGUUUGUUGCACUACUCUGCCACUCAGUUUUUUUUCUAUUGGCUGGAAUUUGGUUUCGAAAUCUAAUGCCAGAGCUAUCUUGCUGUGCGUUUUGCUCGUGUUUAGUGCGCUCAUUAAUUCUCGAUAUAUUUAAAUUUAUUUUGGGCGACUGUCUGAUCGGAGACUCGGCGAAUGUCUUUGGAAUCGUGA